CUUCAGAGAGCCAACACAAAGAUGGUGGACUCUCCUAAAAACACAAAAGAAAACUGUAUUUCCAGUCAGUGUGACUCUCCUACUGUUGAGCAGCUGGAGGAAAUACUACAUGGAGGUCAGUUAUCAUGUAACCAUGUUGAUGAAGUGUGGCCCAGUCUGUUUCUGGGAGACAUGUACAUGUCUCAUGACAGAUAUGGACUUUGGAGACUUGGUAUUACUCAUGUUCUAAAUGCUGCUCAUGGGAAAAUGUGUUGCAAAGGUAGUGAUGAUUUCUAUGGUACCACAGUGCAAUACUAUGGUGUAGCAGCUAAUGACCUACCUACGUUUGAUAUUUCACCUUUCUUCUACCCUUCUGCACAGUAUAUUCAUCAGGCUCUCUGCACUCAUGGAGCAAAAGUCUUUGUGCACUGUGCUGUUGGUGUAAGCCGUUCUGCUGCCCUGGUCUUGGCUUAUUUAAUGAUUUAUCGCAACUACACAUUAGUGGAUGCAAUCCUGAAAGUCAAAGAGAAGAGGUGGAUUUUUCCAAAUCGAGGAUUUCUCAAGCAUCUUAUAAAUCUGGAUUCUGAACUAAAGAGUAAAUCUCAAAGCGAGUGUCCUGUGCAUGGCGAAAUCUAGCAAUGGAUGUAUUAGUAUGUGUAAAACAAAGACUAUGCAAGGACGCUUGAAAAGGCAAAUGACAGCAUGUUGAAUGACUAUUUUCUUUUUGCCAAAAUUCAGUAUAUUAACCCUACUGAUCAGCUGUAGGAUGAACUGCAAUACAGACGGCACCCCAGACCUCUUCACCUGACAUCAGUGCCUAAUGCUCUUGUUGCUAAAUGAACAGGUCUGCUCCAAAAUCUAGUCGAAAGCUUUCCUAAAAGAAUGGAGGUAAUUAUAAAAGCAAAAAGGGGGAACUAUACCUGGAAUGGGGUGUUCAGUGAGAACAUAUGGGUGUGACAAUGUGUCCACAAACUUAAAUGUAAAUAUAUUAGAUAUAAUAUAAAAUCUGAGAUCAGUGGUUUUAUCUGUACAUCUAACAUUUAUAUAUUUGUGUAUUUAUUACAUUAUUUACAUUGUAAAAUAAAAGUGUAUUUAUUGCCUUGUUUACCUCCUUAAUAAAAUGUUGAUGCAGAACUGCCUAUUGCCAACAGGGGGCAGCAGCCUGCAGGAGGAAGGCCAUUCUCAUCUCCGGUCAUUUCUGUAAAUAAACAAAUAAACGUAAAUAAACGUA
Hemibagrus wyckioides is the source of this 1210-nucleotide messenger RNA. Its product is annotated as dual specificity protein phosphatase 13A family protein. The coding region runs from base 22 to 615 and encodes 197 amino acids. Gene Ontology annotation, molecular function: protein tyrosine/serine/threonine phosphatase activity; MAP kinase phosphatase activity. The record is from RefSeq and is a predicted model, not a curated record. Gene Ontology annotation, cellular component: cytoplasm. NCBI's taxonomy places the organism in Eukaryota, Metazoa, Chordata, Actinopteri, Siluriformes, Bagridae. The transcript is spliced from 3 exons. Gene Ontology annotation, biological process: negative regulation of MAPK cascade; protein dephosphorylation.